AUGAUUCCAUCUCAGUUUGAGUACUUCGCCCCGGAAACGCUUGACGAAGCAGUUUCCCUACUUAACGAACACGGCUCGGAAGCCGUCGUGCUAGCCGGCGGUCAGAGCCUGAUUCCACUGAUGAAGCUACAGUUGGCCGCCCCCGAGUAUGUCGUGGACAUUAACCGCAUACCCGGACUGGCUGGCAUCAGCGAAGAAAACGACUUCCUCCGUAUUGGGAGCCUCACACGAGAGGCCGACCUAGACAGAUCGGAGAUCGUCCGCGCCAAGUAUCCCAUCCUCCAAGACACAACAUCUGUCAUCGCCGAUCCAUUAGUACGCAAUAUGGCUACCGUAGGCGGCAAUCUGGCGCACGGAGACCCCGCCAACGAUCAUCCCGCCACUAUGCUGGCUCUGGGAGCGCAAGUGGUUGCUGUGGGAGCAGCCGGGCAGCGUGUAAUCUCGGUGUCGGACUUUUUUGAGGGGCCUCUGAUGACUACCCUCAAUCAGGGGGAAAUCCUCACGGAAAUCAGAAUUCCCACACCUCCACAAGGCAGUGGCGGUGCCUACCUGAAGCUUGAGAGAAAGGUGGGCGAUUACGCUAUUGCCGGGGUUGCCGCCGUGAUCACCGCAGCCGAUGGAGUGUGCCAGCAAGCGGGCAUCGGCCUGACUAACGCCGGCCCGAUUCCCAUUAAGGCAGGGACGGCCGAGGCCUUCCUCGUGGGCAAGAGGCUGGAUGAUGAGACGAUUCGUGAGGCUGCGCGGCUGGCAUCGCAAGAAGCUCAGCCCUCCGCGGACUUGCGGGGCUCCGAAGAGUACAAGCGUGACAUGGUAAGAGUGAUAGCCGGUCGAGCGCUACGUCUGGCCUUGGAGCGAGCCGGCUAG
This is a messenger RNA of Geodia barretti, 864 nucleotides long. NCBI's taxonomy places the organism in Eukaryota, Metazoa, Porifera, Demospongiae, Tetractinellida, Geodiidae. The record is from the annotation of a GenBank genome assembly.